Aspergillus glaucus CBS 516.65 is the source of this 1308-nucleotide messenger RNA. RefSeq lists its product as uncharacterized. Lineage: Eukaryota; Fungi; Ascomycota; Eurotiomycetes; Eurotiales; Aspergillaceae. The record is from RefSeq and is a predicted model, not a curated record. Bases 1 to 1308 code for a protein of 435 amino acids. The transcript has a single exon.
AUGGCACGACUGACCGUUCGAAACUUCGCGGCCAGACUCCGUGAACUGCCAUCCUCUGUCGAGGAACCAGAGCAGGAUAAUAGUGCUCCAUACCUCGACGUUGGAAGUCGUUGGGAGCCAUGCCAUCACUUUUACAAGGCGGGGGUUCCGUACAAGGUGUGGACUGAGCAGGAUGUCUUCCACUUCCACGGCCUGUAUAAGUAUCGUGACUGCUUCCCUGAUCCGUACGCCUUCCAAAACUCGGAUAUCGCCAUCCUGGUGAAUGACUUGGAAGGGGCGGCAGCCAUCUUGGAAGGGUCUGGAUACUUCCGUACCCCCAAGUCGAGUGAGGCGCAGGAGAAGCUUGGUUAUUCUGGUAACAGUCAGGGCAACCGAGAGUUUAUCCGUUUGCUCAAUGUCAGCGCCAUGGUGCGACACCACAGCCAGUGGGACUCCUUUGAGGAGGUCACUAAUAAGGUUGUCUAUGCUGCUGGUCUUUCGGAGAAUCCUCAUUGGGGGCCAGCUCAGGUAGCCGGGAAUGGUGUUCUGUUGAUGCUAGCCAGCGACUGGAAUUAUAUGCUCAACUCCAAGGCUGCAUCUCCUUACUAUCAUGACCCGAUCCCUGACUUGUCGGAGUACCUUGACUCUCACGUCAGCAUGUGGAUGGAUACGCCGAUUUCACCUCCGGUCAACUCGAUUCGUUCCCCGGGCGAUACUGCGAGACUACGCCAUUGUGCCAGCGUCUUGAAGGAGCUAAUCUGUGAGGCCAACGAUACGUGGACUGUCGAAUUUGAGGAAGAUAUCAGGAGCCAGCAUCGUCAGGCAUUGUUCGAUCUCCUUGAGAUGUGCUACCGAUGGAUGAUGAAGGAAGGAGUCUGCAUGUUCACCCGUCUGACGACCGAUGUCGAUUUCCAAAAGUACAGCAAAGACGUUCGUGACCAUAUCAAGGCCGGUGUCCACGAUCCUGUCCUUAUGGCCGAUUUCAACCGGUGCCGGAUGAAGGGUGUGGUCACCAUGCCUCUUCCUAGAGGUCAGGCAAGCACUUACGACGAAAAGCAGUGCAAGAAGGAUCUGCCAAGAUUAUCGUGGUUGGUUCGAGCGCCCCGGGGAGAUGGAUGGCUCUUGCUUUCCCUUAAUGUGGCUCGCAUCAUAAGAAAUAAGAGACGGGAUAAGCAGGAGAAGCAGAAGAACAUCGGCAAGCCUGAUCACUUGCCAUUGAGGCAUCGGCGCUCAAAGAGGACAGAGGACGAGAUUAAGACGUUGGAGUAUUACCUCCAGGAUAUUUUGGCUGAUACCUACAACUGGGCUUUCCAGAAUCAGGAGUUUUGA